AUGAAAUGGAGAAAAAAAACGCUCUCUCUUUCAAAAUCUCUCGCCUACCACCUCUCUCUCUCUCCUUCCACCUCUCUCUCCUUCCACCUCUUUCUCUUUCCACUUCUCUCCUUCCACCUCUCUCUUUCACCACCUCUCUCUUCUUCCACCUCUCUUCCCUUCCACCUCUCUCUUCUUCCACCUCUCUCUCCUUCCACCUCUCUCUCCUUCCACCUCUCUCUUCUUCCACCUCUCUCUCAUUCCACCUCUCUCUUUUUCCACCUCUCUCUUCUUCCACCUCUCUCCCCUUCCGCCUCUCUCUCCUUCCACCUCUCUCCUUCCACUUCUCUCUCCUUCCACCCCUCUCUCCUUCCACCUCUCUCUCUUUCCACCUCUCUCUCUUUCCACCUCUCUCUUCUUCCACCUCUCUCUCCUCUCACCUUACUCUUUUUCCACCUCUCUCUUCUUCCACCUCUCUCCCCUUCCACCUCUCUCUCCUUCCACCUCUCUCUUCUUCCACCUCUCUCUCCUUCCACCUCUCUCUCCUUCCACCUCUCUUUCUUUCCACCUCUCUCUCUCUUUUUCCACCUUCCCGUGAUUGCGUGCGUGCUUAUUUAUAUUUCAGCUUUCCUUAUACAAAGAAUAAUUUAA
This is a messenger RNA of Acanthosepion pharaonis, 630 nucleotides long. The record is from the annotation of a GenBank genome assembly. NCBI's taxonomy places the organism in Eukaryota, Metazoa, Mollusca, Cephalopoda, Sepiida, Sepiidae.